AUGUGCUGCAGGACCAGUAACGGGAAGAGCACGGUGAUCAACGCCAUGCUGAGGGACCGCGUGCUGCCCAGCGGCAUCGGUCACACCACCAACUGCUUCCUGAGGGUGGAGGGAACCGACGGGGACGAGGCGUACCUCACCACCGAGGGGUCCAAUGACAGGAGGAGUGUCACUACGGUGAACCAGCUGGCUCACGCCCUCCACAUGGAUCCCACUCUGGACUCUGGCAGCCUGGUGAAGGUGAUGUGGCCUAAAAGCCGCUGUGCUCUGCUGAGAGACGACCUGGUGCUGAUGGACAGCCCCGGGACUGAUGUCACUCUGGAGUUAGACAGCUGGAUCGAUAAGUUCUGUCUGGACGCCGACGUCUUUGUUCUGGUGGGAAACGCUGAGUCGACGCUUAUGAACACGGAGAAACUUUUCUUCCACAAAGUCAGCGAGAGGAUCUCCAAACCGAAUAUCUUCAUCCUCCACAACAGAUGGGACGCUUCAGUGAGUGAACCUGAAUACAUCGAGGAGGUGAGGAAGCAGCACCUGGACCGCUGUGUGAGUUUCCUGGCCGAGGAGCUGAAGGUGGUCGGCCUGGACGAGGCUCCGGGGAGGAUCUUCUUCGUCUCGGCAAAAGAAGUCUUGAGCUCCAGGAUGCAGCGAGCACAAGGCAUGCCAGAGACAGGUGGCGCUCUGGCUGAAGGUUUCCACGAGAGGCUUAGAGAGUUCCAGAUGUUUGAGAGGACGUUUGAGGAGUUCAUCUCUCAGUCUGCAGUGAAGACCAAGUUCGAGCAGCACACAGUGAGGGCGUGGCAGAUCACCGAGGCCGUCAAAGCCGUGAUGGACGCCAUCAACAUCGCUUCCGCUGACAGGAAGAUAUGCUGCCUGGAGGAGCGCGAGGACCUGAGGGACCGGCUGGAGUUCGUCAGAGGUCAAAUCAACCGCCUGAGCGACAACAUCAAGGACAGGAUCAGGACUCUGACCGAGGGUGUGUCUGACAAGGUUGCUGCAGCGUUGUUGGAUCAGAUUCGCUCACUUCCUGUUCUGGUGGACGAGUUCAGAGCCGAUUUCAACCCGACACAAGAAACUCUGGAGCUCUACAAAACAAAGCUGCUGCAGCACGUGGACGAGAGGCUGGUCGGCUGUUUGUCUCAUCGCUGCUCCGUCAGCAUCCUCCAAGACCUCCGAGACGCUCAGAGACACAUGAUCGACAGUGUCCGGCCCCUGCUGUCGACAUCCGUCAGCGAGCAGCUCUCCGCCCCAACCCCUCCUCCUUCGACUUGACCUACGACCAUCGGCCUCGCCACCGUCUGUGCAGAUUUCCACGAGAACUCGAGGUUCCAGUUCUCUCUGGGCUGGACGGCGCUCGCCAGGCCGCCUCGUGGGCGCGGCCCCGGCGCCCGGCGAGCGCUUCAUGGCGCCGAGUCACUGCUGCAGGAGAGCUCCACCUUCAAGGACCAGAUGGCGGUCUCCGUAGCCACCGGGCUGGUCUCCGUCACCUCCCGGGCCUCCAUGACGGUGUUGGUGGUCGGUGGAGUGGUGUGGCGCUCCGUGGGCUGGCCCCUCCUCUUCCUGUCCCUGUCCCUCUACGGCCUCCUCUUCCUGUAUGAGAAGCUCAGCUGGACCGACGCCAGCAGGGAGCGCGCUCUGAAGCGUCAGUUCGUGGCGCACGCCGCGCGCCGCCUGAGGGCCUUCGGCUCCGUCGUCGGCUCCGCCUGCAGCCAGCAGGUGCACAAGGAGCUGGCGUCCACCUUCAGCCGCCUGGUGCAGCGCGUGGACCUGAGCGAGGCGGAGCUGGAGGGGCACGUCCGGCAGCUGAGCUCCAGGAUCCAGAGGCUGGAGAACAUCCAGAGGAGGUCCAAGGCCUUCAGGAACAGAGCCACAGAGCUGGAGACCCAGCUGGAGGUCUUCUCGGUUCAGAACCUGCAGGGACUCUGACUGCUCCUUAUUGUUAUGAGUUAUUAUUAUUAACUGAUCCUUAUGAGUUAUUAUUAUUAACUGCUCCUUA
This is a messenger RNA of Cyclopterus lumpus (lumpfish), 1993 nucleotides long. It is a transcript of the gene mfn1a, whose product is annotated as mitofusin 1a. Lineage: Eukaryota; Metazoa; Chordata; Actinopteri; Perciformes; Cyclopteridae. Gene Ontology annotation, cellular component: mitochondrial outer membrane. Gene Ontology annotation, biological process: mitochondrion localization; mitochondrial fusion. The record is from RefSeq and is a predicted model, not a curated record. Gene Ontology annotation, molecular function: GTPase activity; GTP binding.